AUGCUAAGAUCUCUUACUGACUUAGAGUUGUCUACAAACAAUAUCAAUGGUUCAAUUCCUACUUCUUUAUGUAAUUUAAGCAACCUAGACACCUUGUACCUUUUUGAAAAUCAACUUUCCGGUUCAAUUCCUAAAGAAAUCAGGAAACUAAAUUCUCUCAUGGACCUUGAAUUGUCGACAAACUAUCUGGCUGGUCCAAUCCCUUCUUCUAUAUGCAAUCUUAGCAAACUCAACACUUUGUAUCUCGAGGAAAAUCAAUUGUCUGGCAUUAUUCCUGUUGAUAUUGCAAGGCUAAGCUCCCUUUCUGACUUUCGAAUACAGGAAAACAAUCUUGUUGGUCAGAUCCCUGCUUAUUUAUGUAAUUCGACAGUUGGAAUGUUACAAAAACUCAAUCUAUAUAAUAAUCAGCUUUCCGGACCAAUACCCAAACAACUUGGAGAAUGUUCAAAUCUACUCGAACUGGAUUUGAGUACAAACAAUUUGAAUGGAAGCAUUCCACUUGAGAUUGGAGGCUUGAUUUCAAUACAAAUCAAACUGGAUCUUAGUCAAAAUGAGUUGACUGGAGAAAUACCAUCAGACUUCGGAAAACUAAACAAACUGAUUCAAUUAAAUUUGUCCCACAACAAACUUUCGGGUUCAAUCCCACCUUCAUUUGUUGAAAUGCUUAGCUUGACCACUGUCGAUAUUUCGUACAAUCAGUUAAGUGGUCCUAUUCCAAACAUCAAGGAUGCUCCCUUUCAUGCAUUGAAGAACAACAGUGGUUUAUGUGGUAAUCACUCUGGAGGUAUUAAGCCAUGUAACUCGUCAGUUAUCAUCGGAAGAAAGAAAGCCAAACCAAGACUUGCUGUGAUAAUUUUAGUUCCUCUGUUUGGUUCGUUGUUUCUUUUGUUCACAUUUUUUGCUAUCUAUUUUUGCUUGCGAAAAAGACUAGUUGUAAAAAAUCUCGAGCAGGCAGAUCAACCAACAACUGUAAACACAAGAAGAAACAUAUUCUCGAUAGAGAAUUAUGAUGGGAAGCUGGUGUUUGAAGAAAUAAUUGAAGCAACGGAAAACUUUGAUACCAAAUAUUGCAUUGGAGCGGGAGGAUAUGGGAGCGUCUACAAGGCGAAGCUAUCGACAGGUCAGGUUGUUUCUGUGAAGAAGCUUCACUCGUCAGAUGAAGAUUCUGAAACACUUGAUCUUAAAUCUUUUGAAAGCGAAAGAGGGGGAGUUUGA
Molecule: messenger RNA, 1215 nt
Organism: Papaver somniferum (opium poppy)
Lineage: Eukaryota; Viridiplantae; Streptophyta; Magnoliopsida; Ranunculales; Papaveraceae
Product: MDIS1-interacting receptor like kinase 2-like
Exons: 2
Coding region: 1-1215 (404 amino acids)
Biological process (GO): protein phosphorylation; hormone-mediated signaling pathway
Cellular component (GO): plasma membrane
Molecular function (GO): protein binding; ATP binding; protein kinase activity
Source: RefSeq, a predicted model, not a curated record